Messenger RNA from Diversispora eburnea, 840 nucleotides. The record is from the annotation of a GenBank genome assembly. NCBI's taxonomy places the organism in Eukaryota, Fungi, Glomeromycota, Glomeromycetes, Diversisporales, Diversisporaceae.
UCAAUGGUAACCACAUUUAUAGGAUUAGAGAGAAGUUUGGAGAUCGGUAGAGUUAGUGGUCGUUUAAUUAGUAAAGUGCAAACAUCCGUUAAAAAGCUUGUUAACUUGAUUCAAGAUAAUGCAGAAUCCAAGACGAUCAGUCAAAUCGAAAAUGAAGUCAAUGCAGAACUACGCGGAAUGCAUGAUGUGGAUAUGAUAGAACUUGAAUUACCAGAAAUAAAGGCCAAGGACAAGAAACGUGAUAAAAUUCUUGAAGCGAUCCAUGAUAUUUUUAACGCCGAAAUUAUUGACAAUAAAUUAUUCAUUAAAUUUGAUGGUGGGAUAAAAUCAGAAAUACAUAAGAAAGUGAUGAAUUCACUUGAUCAACAACUUCCAGCUUGGUGGAAUCAGAUCGAUAAUAUAUGUGUGGUUAAUGGUAAUCAGUAUCGACCUGAUGUGGGUGGUUGGAACCUUAAACCAACAAUUGAUCAAAGGGGCUCUCCUAUUAUUAAUUCAUGUCCACCACCAAAUUUAUGGAUUGAGGUGACCUAUGACAGACAUGGUGAUCGUAAUAAUGCCAUAAAUAAAAUCACGCGCAUUCAACCCCACUGCCCAAACACAGAAUUUGUAAUUAUCGUUGUUCCAAUUCCAACUACUGAACACCCCUUUCCACAAAAUAAAAAACCUGGCGUCGCUUCAAAGGUGGCAAAACUCAAAACGGUUCGUCCUUAUGCACCAUAUCUUGGCCAUUGGCCCGUGGGCAAUACAGUUCGUUGGUACAAGAUGAAAUGGAAUAGACAUCUUGUAUUAGGAUGUGGAGCGAACAUAGAUUUUAAUGACAUACUUCAAGUCUUAACAUAA